CAACCCCCCCCCCCGCAUGGGCGCUGGAGCUCCUCCUGCCCCCCUGGCUGCCCCGAGCUCGGGUUCGCGCGCCCCGGUUCAGCCUUGGGGACAGCUGCACGUGCCCAGGGCGGCAAGUGGGUCCGUUGGUGCAUUCAAGCCGUUCCCAUCCCUGCAGCGGCACCCGUCACGGUGCCUGGCCUCAUCCUUCCCGCUGCCCCGGCAGCCCGUGCCCCCCCUGGCGCAGACGCUGGAGCGGUACCUGCGCUCGCUGGAGGUGCUGGUCACGCCCGAGGAGCUGGAGGAAACCCGGCAGCUGGUGCAGGAGUUCGGGGCACCCGGCGCGGAGGGGGAGCGGCUGCAGGCCCAGCUGGAGCGCAGAGCUGCCCGCAUGGAGAACUGGCUCUCGGAUUGGUGGGUGCAGAGCGCGUAUCUGGAGAGCCGCCUGCCCCUCACCGUCCACUCCAGCCCGGCUGUGGUGCUCCCCAAGCAGGACUAUAGCGACUGGAGGGGGCAGCUCCGGUGGUAUGCACAGAUGAGCGGACUUGAGGGGUCACUCUGCCCCAUGUCUCUCACGUCCCCCCCCAGGCAGGCGCUGCUGGUGGAGUACCGGGGGGGGCACCCCCAGUGCAUGGCCCAGUACAGCCGCCUCUUCGCCUCCUGCCGCCUGCCCGGCCCCAAGCACGACGGGCUCCUGCUGCCCCCCGCGGGGCGCCGGGCCCCCACCUUCAUCACCGUCGUCCGCAACUUCCAGUUUUUCCAGCUGGAGGUGUACAACAGCGACGGGACCCCCCUCACCGUGGACCAGCUGCACCUGCAGCUGCAGCGCAUCCGGGGGCUGUCGUGGAAGACGGACAAGGAGCCACUGGGGGUGCUGACGGGGGAUCACCGGCACACCUGGGGCCAGGCCUACAGCACCCUCAUGAGAGACCGGCUGAACCGGGAGUCGGCCCGGUGCAUCCAGCGCAGCCUCUUCACCGUCUGCCUUGACGCCCCGGUGCUGAAGGUGUCGGACGAGCGCUACCCCAGCCGCGUCGCCGCCCAGAUGCUGCACGGGGGCGGCAGCUACUCCAACAGCGGCAACCGGUGGUUUGACAAGACCCUGCAGUUCAUCGUGGGGGAGGACGGCGUUUGUGGGGUGCUGUAUGAACAGGCCUUGGUCGACGGGGCCCCCAUAGCCACCAUCAUCGACCAUGUCCUCGAUUACUGCAAGGACCCGGACACGGCGCGCGCCCCCAUGACGCCCCUGCCCCUGCCCCCCAAGCUCUACUUCUACAUCACCCCCGAGAUCAAGUGGGACAUCGAGCGAGCCAAGCAGAACCUGGACAUCACCCCCUGUGCUGACCCGGGUCCCCCCGCCCCCCAGGACGAGGAGACGCUGGCCCUGCUGCAGGCGGCUGUGGAAUCUCAGAGCGCCAGGACCGAACAGCGCCCUUACAUCAUCGCCACGCAUUGUCAGCUGCUCACUGGGCAGGUACUGCCCCAUGGCGCCCCCCAACUCACCCUCACCCACCCCACGACACCCCACGCCAUCCCCACGCACUGUCGGCUGCUCACCGGCCAGGUGGCUUCACGCUCCGACUGCCUGAUGGUCUACGGGCCACAGGUGCCGGAUGGCUACGGGGUCUGCUACAACCCGCUGGACGCCCACGUCAACUUCGCCAUCACGGCCUUCAACUGCUGCCGCGAGACCCACGCCCAGCGCCUGGCCCACACCCUGCAGCGGGUCCUGGACCAGCUCGCCCGCCUGCUUGGGGAGAGCCCGGGGGGCGCCGGCGGGGAGGGGGGCGGGGACGUGGAGGGGCAGCCCUGACGGCCCCCCACCUGCCACCACACACUUCAUGUACCCACAAUGCCCCUCUGCAGCACCUCACGUCCUUUUACCCACAAUCCUCCUGCCCAGAACCCCUCUGACCCCCCCCACCCAGCAUCCCCUUCUGAGCCCCUCGCUCCCUACCCAGAAUCCUCUGUGUCCCCUACCAUCCUACCCAGCAUCCCCUUCUGUGCCCCCUCGCUCCCUACCCAGAAUCCCCUUCUGUGCCCCUUGUUCCCCUUACCCACAAUCCCCUCUCUGCAGGGGGCAGCCCCCCCAUUCACACAGGUAAUUGAGAGACAAAUCUAACUUAUUUUCUGACGGAUGGAAAAUGAAUAAAAAUCAUGGUGCGAUUUGUA
Messenger RNA from Chelonoidis abingdonii (Abingdon island giant tortoise), 2151 nucleotides. NCBI's taxonomy places the organism in Eukaryota, Metazoa, Chordata, Testudines, Testudinidae. The record is from RefSeq and is a predicted model, not a curated record.